This is a messenger RNA of Stereum hirsutum FP-91666 SS1, 981 nucleotides long. RefSeq lists its product as uncharacterized. The record is from RefSeq and is a predicted model, not a curated record. NCBI's taxonomy places the organism in Eukaryota, Fungi, Basidiomycota, Agaricomycetes, Russulales, Stereaceae. Bases 1 to 981 code for a protein of 326 amino acids. The transcript is spliced from 3 exons.
AUGGCCAAUGCGUCGAGGCCUCGUGAACGGCCCAAGCAGUCGAGCACUCGUCAUUACCAUUCGGUCGAAGGUUGGGAAGUAAAGGCACGAGUGGUUGAAACCGUAGUCGUAGCUGAUGACUGGUGGUUCAUUGUGGCCCAAGCAGGGGAAACGCAGCCGUACAAUAGAGUGUCAAAAAAACGCGCUUGUGGCAAAGGUCAAGACACGCACCGUACAAUGCUCGAUGCGAACUUCACCUCUCUUUCUCCUUCUCCCACCAUCUUCACUCGCUCGCCCCCUGCUGUCCUGACUCCCAUCAUGCCAAAAUCGAAAUCAAUCACUCCCAGUAGUCCGCCCAGGAGCCCUCGAAAGCCGCGCCAGGAUUAUCGACAGUUAAACGAUAUGCGUGCGGCAAAUCGUUCGAAGGAGGAAAUCGCUGCAGAGAAGGCGGAAAAAGAGCGACGUCAGCGGGACAAGGUAACGAAAAAGCAGAAGAUAACAGCUAACCUUGCGCAGUUCGAGAAUGACGCGGUCAAUGAACUUCUUGAGAAAGGUCGUCGCGCAGCUCGACCACCGGCUCAGACCCAGCAGAAGGCCAAACGCACUGUGGCUCAGCCUCGCACCACAGAGAAGGUUCCGGAUACCGCCACCAGAAAGAGAGCAAAGGCCCACCAGCAAGAGGACUCGGAGGAGGUCGACGAAGACGACGAAGAAGACGAGCUCGAGGAAGCGCCACCUCAAGAAGCGCCCACCGACAACGAUUUCGACGAAGAAUCCCACGCCGGCUCGGAAGCAGAGCAGGAUGUGGCCCCAUCCGGAGACGACGAGAACGACGACUAUGACGACGUUCCACAACCGACGAAGGCCAAACCUGCAGCCGUCAAGAAACCGAAGCCAGGAAAAGUCCUCUACGAUGGUGUUCAGCGCGCUCGUGAAGAAUACAGUGCGUCAGAAUGCCGCAUACUACACCAAGACUCUCCGGAUUUCCUACAUUCGCCUUGA